AUGGCGGGGCCGGCAGCAAGAGGGGCGUCGUCAUCAGCAGCGUCCGUCAGCAGGGGCGGCGACAGCAGGGGCGUCGUCAGCAGGGGCGGCGGCAGCAGGGGCGGCGGCAGCAGGGGUGGCGGCAGCAGGGGCGGUCAGGGGCUCUCAGCAGGGGGCGUCGUCAGCAGGGGCGUCGUCAGCAGGGACGGCGGCAGCAGGGGCGGCGCAUGCCCUUCAUCCCUGUUGGAAAUCAGUACCAAGAAAGCCCCCUUUGCUGAUCACCGCAACUACAGGUACACCCAGAUAGACGACGUGGCAAUGGGAUCUCCCUUUAGAGUCCUUUUUACCAAUUUCGAUAUGGGUACCGUCGAAGAGAGGGUCUUCCAGAAUUCCAGCAAACUAAGGAUGUACGUGCGAUACAUUGAUGAUACCUUCGCCUGCGCCGACUCCCAGGAUGAGAUAGAGCAGCUGCGAUGUGCAUUCCACGACCACAGCUGCCUCACGUUCACGAUAGAACAUUACCAAGACCGCCCGCCUCCAUUCCAUUGA
Molecule: messenger RNA, 528 nt
Organism: Macrobrachium nipponense
Lineage: Eukaryota; Metazoa; Arthropoda; Malacostraca; Decapoda; Palaemonidae
Product: twist-related protein 1-like
Exons: 2
Coding region: 1-528 (175 amino acids)
Source: RefSeq, a predicted model, not a curated record